CGGUCAGAUACACCACUCAAGGCUAUAUCAUAUCCUACUUGAAUAGUCUGCAAACGAAUAUUCCUCCUUCAAUCUGAAAGGAACGUCAUGCUCCUCCGCAUCCCACCUGAAAUCAUCGAUGAGAUCAUCGGUUGGAUUGACCAUCCCGGUACCCUGCGCUCAAGUUGCUUGGUGUGCCACGACUGGCUGCCCGCAAGUCGCCAUCGCCUGCUCGGAAUCGUGUAUAUCCCCGACGCAGUCACAUACGACCUAUUUUUAACGCGUGUUGUUCGAUGCGAAGAUAUGAGGGCAUGCCUUGCGUCUAUCCGAACGUUUGUGAUCGGUGACGGGAAGAAUCCCGACCUUCGAGCCCCCACCAUCUUCCACGAUCUCGCUGGUCUCCUCCCGAGCCUCGACACCCUAAUUUUAGACUCACUUGACUGGAUCAAGCAUCCCCCGCAUCCAAGAGCCCCCUUGACGCUGUCUCGAUUCGCGAACGUCCGAGAGCUGGGUCUCUUCAGCAUCACCUUCCCUUCCUUCGGAUACUUCCGUCGUAUGGUCACCUUCCUACCGUCGUUGGCUCGUCUCACACUCAGCGAUUUUACCUGGCCUCAUCCUCACCAGACCCCAUUCUACGACGUGGCCCCCGAGCCGCAAACAACUCCUCAUUUGAAGUCGAUUUUAGUACUCUCCGAUGUGCAAAGCGGCGUCGACCGCGCAGCAUGUUUGAACACGCUCCUGGUCUGGCUAUCUCGAUCGCCUUUCAGACGAUCCCUGCGCUCCGCCUCGGUGCCAGAAGGUAUACUUGGCAGGAAAUCCGGCGUUCUCUGGAACGACAUUGGGCCGUCCCUCACCGCCUUGGAGAUCCAUAGUACGCGCCCGUUUUGCGGGGAACCCGUCGCUGAUCUGACAGGCUUCCCCAAUCUUCAAUGUCUCAGCAUCCUCAUGACAUACCGAUGGUCAACAGUCCUAAACGUCACGCGCACAGUCACAUCUCAUCUCCAUGAUUUGCUACUUCUCAUGAGGGUGCCCGAGCAUCUCCUGCAACCCCCUGACACUGGCAGCUGGCGGAAGCCUGACGAACUCCAAGCCCUCAGAUUCUACUUCAACGCGGGCGGGUUCCCCAAGGGGGAUGACGAACGUAAGGCCAUCAGCCACCAGAUCCUGCAACUGUUCAGCAAGCAUACUCCAAAACUCUACGCCCGCGGAAUACUCACAGUGGACUUCCUCUUCGGAGCCAAUGACAAGGAGAUCAUGAGGAACUAUUGGCGUGCCUGCAGCCCAGUGAGCCAGCUACGAGAAUUCGGCAGCAAAGCUACAUGCACCGAUUCGCCUUAUAUGAACCGCCUCGACGAGAUGGAUUAG
Molecule: messenger RNA, 1344 nt
Organism: Dichomitus squalens LYAD-421 SS1
Lineage: Eukaryota; Fungi; Basidiomycota; Agaricomycetes; Polyporales; Polyporaceae
Exons: 6
Coding region: 88-1344 (418 amino acids)
Source: RefSeq, a predicted model, not a curated record